Molecule: messenger RNA, 2136 nt
Organism: Carica papaya (papaya)
Lineage: Eukaryota; Viridiplantae; Streptophyta; Magnoliopsida; Brassicales; Caricaceae
Source: RefSeq, a predicted model, not a curated record
AUGCAUACGCAUGUUGGAACACUAAGGGAGGUGUCAAAUAAGGUUCACAAUGCCGAAUUAAAAUUGUUCUUGGAGGUUGAGCUAGGACUGGAUUUACGACCUAUUGCUCUACCUGAUAAGACAAAGGAAGAUAUUUUACUUUUCUUUAAGCUUUAUGAUCCUGAGAAAGCAGAGCUGCGUUAUGCUGGAAGACUUUUUGUAAAAAGUAUGGGUAAGCCAAUAGAAUACUUGUCAAAAUUAAAUGAAAUGGCGGGCUACGCUCCUGAUGAAGAGAUCGAACUAUAUGAGGAAAUAAAGUUUGAGCCUAGUGUCAUGUGUGAACCAAUUGACAAGAAAGGCACCUUUCGAUCUAGCCAGCUGGAAGAUGGAGAUAUUGUUUGUUUUCAAAAGGCCCUGCCUUUAGAGAGUAGUGAACAAUACCCAUAUCCAGAUGUUCCUUCAUUUUUGGAAUAUGUUCAUAACCGCCAGGUUGUUCGUUUCCGGUCUCUUGAGAAGCCAAAGGAAGAAGAUUUCUCUCUGGAAAUGUCAAAGCUCUAUACUUAUGACGACGUUGUUGAAAGAGUAGCUGAGAAACUUGGCUUGGAUGAUCCUUCCAAAAUCCGGCUCACCUCUCACAAUUGCUACUCUCAGCAGCCAAAACCUCAGCCUAUUAAGUAUCGAGGAGUUGAACAUUUGUCGGACAUGCUAGUCCAUUAUAAUCAGAUUUCAGAUAUAUUGUACUAUGAAGUACUAGACAUUCCUCUACCAGAAUUACAAGGCUUGAAAACCCUGAAAAUUGCAUUUCAUCAUGCUCUUAAAGAUGAGGUGGUUAUCCAUACCAUUAGGCUACCAAAGCAGAGUACUGUUGGGGAUGUGCUAACCGAUCUUAAGACAAAGGUCGAGCUGUCUGACCCUAAUGCUGAGCUUAGGUUGCUUGAAGUUUUCUAUCACAAGAUCUACAAGAUUUUUCCGCUUGGUGAAAAGAUUGAGAACAUAAAUGACCAGUACUGGACCCUGAGAGCAGAAGAGAUUCCAGAAGAGGAAAAAAAUCUGGGCCCAAAUGACCGCCUGGUACAUGUAUACCACUUUACUAAAGACACAGCUCAGAAUCAGAUGCAAAUUUUGAAUUUUGGGGAGCCUUUUUUCCUGGUGAUACACGAAGGUGAAAAUUUGGCCAAUAUAAAAGUGCGGAUACAGAAAAAAUUGCAGGUGCCUGAUGAGGAAUUUGCCAAGUGGAAAUUCGCAUUCCUCUCACUUGGUCGACCAGAGUAUCUUCAGGACUCUGACAUUUUGUCAAGUCGCUUUCAGAGAAGAGAUGUUUAUGGUGCUUGGGAGCAGUAUCUUGGAUUGGAGCAUUCUGACAGUACUCCGAAGAGAGCUUAUGCAGCUAAUCAGAAUCGGCACACUUUUGAGAAGCCGGUCAAAAUCUACAACUAGAAAGCACAUCAGGCAAAAUGCAUGAACUUGGCACCAUUUAUUUUGAACUGGAGAGAAAAGCAGAGGAAGUGACGCUGUUAACCGAGUGGUUAAAAACGGUGACAUGUUGUCCAGCAGUUUUUGGCUGAUUUCGGCUGUGUAACAUUUCACUUGUGUGGGAAGCAUGUAUCUGCAAACGUCGAUCACUACCCCUUUUGAGCUUUUAUACUUCCGUUUUUUAGUGGAGGGUUCUUCUUCUUCUUCAAAUGAUAGGUCCCCCUUGUAAUUUAGCAGUACAUAAAUGAGAUUUUGGAUUAGCGAAUGUAUACAGGUAUAGUUACCCGAAUCUUGGUCAAUUUUUUCUCCUUGGCUUCUGUUUUCGUUCUUGGCGGUGCGUAUAGCAGAACGGAGAGCUGUAAUGUUCGAUCAGGCCCCCCCUCCCCGUUGUAGCUUUUUCUUCUGUUAUUAACUCACCGUGGAAGAAGUUGUCCGAUUGAAUUGUCAGGAAGUUGUGACUCUUGUUUGAGGCUCAGCGGGAGUGGUGGCUCUUUUAUUUUGGGGGGGCUUUAUUGCAAAAGAAAUUUGAUCAUUUUUGAUACAUUCUUUACUUUUUAUAUGCUUUGAGAUGAUGAAAUCUAGAAUUUUUUUAAAAUGAUUUUGCUCUGCAGAACUUACAGUACUCUCCAGGGUUUUCACUCUAUAUGUAAUGCUUUUAUAAAUAUACAAGAUUAGUUUCAAUAA